This is a messenger RNA of Linum trigynum, 2056 nucleotides long. The record is from the annotation of a GenBank genome assembly. NCBI's taxonomy places the organism in Eukaryota, Viridiplantae, Streptophyta, Magnoliopsida, Malpighiales, Linaceae.
GAACCCCGUGGUACUAGGAUGAGCCUUCAAUUAGCUGACCGAUCUGUCGUGCAUCCUAGGGGCAUAGUGGAAGACCUUCUGGUUAAGGUUGGCAAAUUCAAUUAUCCUGUUGAUUUUGUGAUUUUGGACAUAAAUGAGGAUGUGGAUGUGCCAUUGAUACUAGGAUGGCCUUUCCUGGCCACCGCCAAGGCCCUUAUAGAUGUGCAUGAUGGGACCUUAGUUCUGAGGGAUGGUGCGGAGCGAAUAACGUUUUCAAUUUCUAAUACUCUUCCUGCUUCUUCACCUCUGCAUGAUGUAUCUCACCAGGAGCACGAGUCUGUCGUGUAUCCUUCUGCGUUUCCUAUUUUGCAGGAUCCGCAUCCCAUACCUUCGCCGCCACUCCCAUCCACUCUGUCACCGAAAGAACAGAUCAAGGAGGAGUGGCGGCCGAAACUGCAUGCAGCUAAGCCUGCUCGAAAUAAGGCCGGAGACCACUACGAGCUGGUCCCGCCCCCACCUUGGCCAUCCGAGUAUUCACUCGCUUGCAUCCUGCCGGAUGGCCAAGUUGAGUUGGCAAAUGCUGGUGGCCACAUUCGUCGUGUGCAUGGCCACCAUUUGAAGCUUUACCUCAAGAGCGAGGUGGAUCCGCUCUUGAAGGAACCUGCUCCUUCACCUCACUGAGCAUCCACCGACUGGCGUCCAGCUAAAAGACGGUAAAGAAGCGCUUGUGGGGAGGCAACCCCACCUAGGUUUGCAUUUUCUCACCUUUUUCCUUUUGAUUUUUUUUUGUGUUUUUUUUAGUCUUGAGGGGUUGUUCACGAGUUGUAUGUCGUUCUGGAGUGAAAACAGGUCAAUUUCGGAGUUCUGGCAGCUCACACGUCCAGCCCUGAAUGUCACACGGCCGUGUGGAAAAUGGAUUUGGCCGUGUGAGCUCUCGUAGAAUUCCACACGGCCAGCUGUUACAUUGACACGGCCGUGUGGAAUUUCCCCCAGGCCGUGUUUGCUCUCGCACAAUUUGGCACGGCCAAAUGUGCAAUCGGCACGGCCGAGUUAAAUUUCCUCGGCCAGCCCGUGUCGGCCGACACGGGCAAAGGUGUAGCUAACACGGCCAUGUGAGCUGGUCGUGUGGCCGAGCCAGGGGCUAUAAAUUCGGCCGACACGGUGACAUCGAUCUGGACAACCUCGGCGACGAGUAGGCUGUACUUGUCGCCCCCUCAGUUUGUGUUUUUAUUUUAGACUUUUUUUCUGUUUGCUCCAUGUGUUUGAGGAGCUUGAACUGAGUUUGUCGUGUGUUUUGUUUCUUUUCUUUUGUGGAUUGUUUCUUUUGUGGCCAUCUUGGCCAACUCUCAUCCCUAACGAACAUUUGCUAGUGUGUUCUUGAUGUUCCCUUAGUGCAGAACUGUCCGUUUGUUCCCUAUGUCUCACGCUGACUGGUCCACUUCCAGUCUCCCGCAGCAUUUCAAUCCGGUAACAUCGUUCCCCUUCUCUAUUCCUCUGCUCCAUUGAGGGCAAUGUCGUGCUUAAGUGUGGGGGGGUGCUUUGUAUCGGUUGGAAUGUAUAUACGUGUGCUUGGAGCCUAGUCCACUGUCCAAAUCUCGAGAUUUGAGGGCUCCAAGUACGGCUGUUUGAUCAUAUUGGCACUGUGUUUGAUUGGUGAAUUGAAUGGUUUUCGGAUUAAUGCAUGACAACUGGAUGGUGACUAGGACAACCUAUAAUGAUGACUGAGACGUGCAGUAGAAUUGUGUAGGGUUCAGUUUUUCAACUGUUUGCUUACCAACUGUGACUUGGAUUGAUUACUUGUUCUUGACAGUCUCUUAUGCAUCUAGUUCAGGGAAUCAUAAUGAGAGAUAGAGCAUAUAGGUAGCCAUGUGAGAUUUGAGCCUGCUCGUUUCUUUCUUGUGCGAUAGUUCCCUCUUCCAUGAUGUGUAGCAUUCACGUUGUCAUUAGCUAAGAUGAUGGAGGCAUAGGAUUAGCCCACGACCAAAUUGAUUUUCCUAGUGUGUCAUACCCCCUAGUCAGCCCCUUUGAGUCGUGUGUUAUCCUUUCUUUCGGUCUUCAAUGAAAAGUCACCCUUUUG